Molecule: messenger RNA, 2046 nt
Organism: Pecten maximus
Lineage: Eukaryota; Metazoa; Mollusca; Bivalvia; Pectinida; Pectinidae
Exons: 4
Coding region: 100-645 (181 amino acids)
Source: RefSeq, a predicted model, not a curated record
GUAUGUACAGAGUGGGGUAUAUCGCCGUGUUACUGACUUCGAUGUUUAUGUUUAAACUGAUGAGGAAAUCGCUUUAAUAAGAUAGCAAUACUUAUCACCAUGUUGGACGUCAUCUUUAUAGUGUACAUUCUUGGAAUGUUAGCAGGCGGAGAGGCAGCUGAGGUGUGCACGGCACAACUUUAUUCUAGUGUUUGGUACAGGUACUACAUCUAUUGUCAACACGGCUGCUGUGGAUCUUACUACGAUAGAGAGUGUUGCGCUUCAUACACUGGUUUGAUCAUUGGAGCUGUCAUUGGUGUUAUUUGCUUCAUUGGAUCCAUCGUAUUAUUUGUAUGUCUCUGUUAUCACUGCAAUAAGAAAAAAAGUGGAGUGGUAGUUGCACCAUAUCAAAACCAACCUGGCGGAAACGUCGCAGUCGUAAAUUCUUACGGUGGUCAACAGGCAACCUACCCUUAUCAACAGCAGGGUUUCUAUCAACAGCCGAACCCACAUGCACCAGUCGGUGCCAACCAAGUGCCAAUGACGGCUUACCCUUCACCCGUGACGUAUGGCAAUACAAACGUCCCGCCACCGUCGUACCCGGCCCCGGAAGCAGGACAGUCUAAUCCGUCAACGGUGGAUCAAACACAACCAGAAAAACACUAGACAAGGAAUCUGCAUUUUACUUACAGGAAACCCUUUUCAAGGUUUUCGCAACGAUUAUUGAUUGCUUUUUCUAAAGUAUAUGUGGAUUUUUCAUUAAGACUUUUUUAAGUUAACAGUGUUUAUAUUUUUUUAAUGUUAAAUUGGAAGCGUUUAUCAAUAUCAAAAAAGAUUUCUUAUAAUGAUUUAUAAUAAGAACAAUUAAGAGUUUUUGAUCUGAAACAGUAAAAUAUGUCGAGUCACGACUGCAACAACACUAUUAAUGUCAUUAAAGUGAGCCCAUGUGGUCCUUUUUUCAUUAACGUUUCCUGCCGGUGUAAUACUUUGCUAAUAAUAAUAUAUAAAAGAACAUACUUAUUACUUAUUGGAUACAUCUGAGACUGGGCUGAUUGGACAUACCGUUUCUGGUAGAUUACAUUACGUGAAUGUAGAAUUGCGUUUAAAGUUUAAAGGGAACCCAUGCCAUUAAAUAUAUUUUUUCAGGUUUUAAAAGUUUUUUUUACUGACUCGAAGAGGUAAUUGAUAUUUGAUAUAUAAACAUAAGCUAACAUUCCAUAUAUAUAGUAUAUGCUAAGUUAUUUGACAUUUAUAUAUAAUAUAACCUGUACCUAAACAUUUAAUUUGAUGUUUUUGAUAUCUAGUAUGACAAAUUACUAAAUAUUCGACUUGGUAUUUCAGUCUCAUGAAGUGUAUAUAUAUGUGAUAUAUAUAUUUAGACAUUUUGAUUGACAUGUACUGUAUUUUCAUAUGCGAUCUCUAAAUCCACACUGGUCCUAUUUCGGACUGCUAUGUCUCCCUUCAACGACCCUAUCUAUUCUGCCACGGCAAAACUUUAAAUGUCAGGAGAUCAGAAAGUUUUAUUACUUUUAAAUGUUUUAAGUGUAUAAAAAAAACCCAAAAGAAUUCUGAUAGUCAGAUAUUUAUCUUCUGCUUAUUUGAUUUGAAUAAAUUAAAUCUAGACUAUUCAAAUCAAAUUGAUGAUCGCAUAUGAAUGAGUUAAUCUGUGAUUUAUCUGUUGCUAACAAUAACUUUCGGUGUUUUUAUUUUUGUAUUUCUUAUGAGAACACAUUUUCCAUGCGAUAAGACAAUUUUAUAUUUAUAUUAUCUAUGACAAAAGAAUGUUUUUUUUGUACAAAAAGUGUUAUGCUUGUUUUGUUUUGUUUUUCGUUAAUAAACUCAUGUGUAUGUUGGAACAAAACCUAGCAAGGAGAUAUUGAAUACCAAUUCCCCAGAGGAGUGAUUCAUUUAGACACAUAGAGGUUCUCUAACGAGUGGAGGUCGUUUGUCAUUUUUAGCCAACUCCAGUUAAUCAAUCUUCCAAUUUGAAAAGGCACGAGCUUUAGCGAGUGUCUUUUCAAAAUUAGACAAUUAAUUAAAAAUAGUUAGAUAAAAUUUUAAACAAUC